UGGGGGCCCUAUGCAGAGGUAUACAGAAACAUAUACCCUGGCGCUUUAUGGUGUCUGCAUUCUGUAGAUCAGGGGGAGGCAACCUUAAAGAGUGCCACUAAGCACCCUUCUAUCCAAGGGCGGACUGACAACUCAUGGGGCCCCUGGGCAAUAGGGAUCAUGGGGCCACACUCAAAUCACACCCAAAAAAGCCUAUAAAAGGUACCAGGGUCAUUUUAUGGGGCCCCCUACUGACCCAUGGCCCUUGUGCUUGAAUGGUCAGUCCACCCCUGCUUCUAUCUUAACCAGAGCACUGCACUCACACACACGAGCAGUGG
Molecule: messenger RNA, 317 nt
Organism: Staurois parvus
Lineage: Eukaryota; Metazoa; Chordata; Amphibia; Anura; Ranidae
Source: the annotation of a GenBank genome assembly